Adelges cooleyi (spruce gall adelgid) is the source of this 2062-nucleotide messenger RNA. RefSeq names its product protein arginine N-methyltransferase 5-like. NCBI's taxonomy places the organism in Eukaryota, Metazoa, Arthropoda, Insecta, Hemiptera, Adelgidae. The transcript has 2 exons. The coding region runs from base 163 to 1893 and encodes 576 amino acids. The record is from RefSeq and is a predicted model, not a curated record. Gene Ontology annotation, biological process: regulation of DNA-templated transcription. Gene Ontology annotation, cellular component: cytosol; nucleus.
UGCGUCACUUUAAGUUCAAAAUCAACAUUUUUUUAAAUUCAUUUUAAAUUAUAUUUUAUUAAAAUCAUUAUUUAAAAAUAUGCCGACGAUUCAGAAUUCAGAUUCAAUUAAAAAAUAAUUUUGAAACGACUGGUUAUAACUCACAAAUUGAAUAAUUUGCAAAUGGCAAAUCUUUGGCCAGUCAUAUCUAAAAUUCCAGUUAAUUUAGCAUUUGACUUUAAUACAAUAAAUAGUUUUCAAAAAUGUAUGGAGGAUGCUGGUAAUUGGUAUUGCAAACAUGUCUGUAUGCAAUUAUUUCACGAAAAGAAAAUAUGUGAUGUAAAUUCAUUAGAGCACUAUAAGUGGCCCAGUAUAAUUGCCAAAUUGCCUCAAGUAGACUUUGAUGAUUUUACUCUUCAACAAAUUAAACAAAAACAAUUCACUUAUGAACUUAGCGUUUUACAUGGGUUUAAAGUCAAACAGUUCAUGAUAAACUUAUCUGAGAACCAUGUAAAUUUAGCUAGAAUAUUAAGUAAAUAUUUAGAUCACCCUAUUCAUUUUUACUUAAGAAUACCAAUAGACUCGUGGGAUUUGUGGAAUAACUUUAGGAACUCUAUAGGGUAUAGUCUGCAAUUAGGAGUUAUACUAGUAUUAAAGAAAUUUGUGUUGCCACAAGAAGAAAUUAAAAGAUGGAUUGGUGAACCAGUAUUAGCCCUAUUAAUUGAAACGGACAUUUUCAUACCUAAUGUGAAAAACUUUUAUGUACUCGGUGAAGAACAUGAAAAAUUUCUAAAAAUAGCUAUCCAACAAAAAUGGAUGAUCAUGCUAUCUGGUGAGUCUUCCCCCUCCAUACUGGAUUAUUUUUAUUAUAUAAUGUUUGUUGCAAAAAAUGUUCAAAUACCUGUUCCAAUAUUAAGUUGUGACAAUCUCUUGCAAUUUCCUUUACAACCGUUAAGAGAUAAUCUCAUGUCUUGUGUUUAUCAUGUAUUUGAACAGGACCCAGUAAAAUAUUCGCAAUAUCAAAAAGCCAUAUACACAGCAAUAAAGGAUAGAAACAACAAAAACGUAGUCAUAGCUGUUAUUGGUGCUGGAAGAGGACCACUGGUUAAAGCCAGUUUGAGAGCUGCAGAUUUGGCAGCGGCAAACGUGAAGAUAUUUGCAGUUGAAAAAAAUGAAAAUGCUAUACCAACACUACUAUUGUUUAAAAAUAAUGUAUGGGGCGAUUCAGUGCAGGUAGUUUUCAGUGAUGGUCGAGAUUGGGAUCCACCUGAGAAAUGUGAUAUUAUGGUGUCAGAAUUACUAGGAUCAUUUGGAGAUAACGAAUUAUCGCCUGAAUGUUUAGAUGGAGCUCAAAAAUGUUUAAAGGAUGACGGUAUAAGUAUACCGUGUACAUAUUCUUCUUUCCUUAGACCAGUAAUGUCACAUAAAUUAUACAGUCAAACUACUACAAAUAAAGAUACCGAUGGCUGUGAAUCAAAAUUUAAGUACCCAGAAUUUGAACAAAUGUAUGUUGUUCUUCAACCAGAGAGCUAUAAGCCAACAGAUCCUAAAAUACUAUUUACAUUUAACCAUCCUACUAAAACUUUACCAGACAAUACAAGGUAUAAAUGUUUAGAAUUUAAAGUAACAGCUAACAUGCAAUUGCACGGUUUCAGUGGAUAUUUCGAUGCCAUUUUGUACAAAGAUAUAAUAAUAAGCAUUGAACCAUCAACGCAAAGUGUUGGUAUGUUUAGCUGGUUUCCAGUUUAUUUUCCAAUCAAAGACACUAUGUUUGUUAAGGCUGGGGAUGUUAUAACUGUACAUUUUUGGAGAUGUUGUAAUAACUACAAAGUAUGGUACGAAUGGAGUGUUUCGUCUCCAAAACAAACACCUGUAUACAAUUGUAAUGGUCGAUCAUACUCUAUGAAGCUUUAAAAGGAUAAAUUUAAAAUGUAAUUAUUUAAUAAUAACUGUUUUGUUGUUGUUGUUAUAAUCAAUGUUUAAAUGUAUGUUUUAUAUUAGUUGUAUAUUAGGUUUUUAUAUUUUAUUUUGGCAAAAAUAAUUAUAAUUUAUUAAUUAGCUAUUUUUUAACUGAUCAUUAGUA